This is a messenger RNA of Arabidopsis thaliana (thale cress), 965 nucleotides long. RefSeq names its product ribosomal protein S28 (gene RPS28). Gene Ontology annotation, biological process: translation. Gene Ontology annotation, molecular function: structural constituent of ribosome. Gene Ontology annotation, cellular component: cytoplasm; ribosome. Bases 566 to 760 code for a protein of 64 amino acids. The record is from RefSeq and is marked reviewed. The transcript is spliced from 2 exons. Lineage: Eukaryota; Viridiplantae; Streptophyta; Magnoliopsida; Brassicales; Brassicaceae.
GUUAGAAACUAGUCAAUUGUGAAAGAAAAUACACAUUUUGAAACGAUACAUUAGAGAUUUUGAUUAAGAACGGGUAAUGAAGGACUUGUGAGUUGUGAUGUGUCAAAAAUUGGUUUGUGCCGCAGGUGUUGAACGAUCUACUCUACACAGGUGUGGGCUUACAGGGCUAGGGCUCAGAAACCCUUUCUUUCAUUCAUCAAGAGGGCUAGACGCGCCUUUCGAACCAGUCUUUAUACCUGUGAAAUAGGUAGAAGCUAGCCGACAAAAAGGUAGAAGCUAAUGUGAAUUUCAAUGGACUUAAAAAGCCCAUAUGUUAUCUAAAGUAUGGGCUUUUUCUCUUAAAAGGACCAUACUCAAAAGCCCAUAUUUGUAUUUCAUACUAACUCUCAAAAGUAUAAAAUAUAAAUAUGGGCUUAAAAAUUGACGUUAGCUUCUUAAGUGUGGCCCAUUUAGAGUAUAUAAACACCAAUAAAUCCAUCGCUCAGUUUUCCGAUUCUAGGGUUUUUCUUUGGCAAACUCGAUUUCGCCUAGCUUCUUCUGAGCAUCCGCCGCUUCCGUCUACAGAAUGGAUUCUCAAAUCAAACACGCCGUGGUCGUGAAGGUCAUGGGUAGGACUGGUUCUCGUGGUCAGGUCACUCAGGUUAGAGUCAAAUUCACUGAUUCAGACCGUUUCAUCAUGAGGAACGUGAAAGGACCCGUCAGAGAAGGAGAUGUCCUCACUCUCCUCGAGUCCGAGAGAGAAGCUAGAAGACUCCGUUGAUUCCACCAUAUCCCAAUUCUCUUUCAAAAGUCUUACCAAGAUUUACAUUUUGAUGGUCUCUUGUUUCUUGGCAUUGUAGUCAAGUUCUCUUUUCUUUUUCUACUGCUUUGUUUUAAUUACUUGAGGUUUUGUUAAGACAAUGGUUGAAAUCUAGGAAUGAAUCUUUUAUGACGCAAUGAAAAUGUGCCAUCAGUAAUUUCAAUCA